AUGGGUGAGAGCUCGAUACUGAGGCUCUCCCACGCCCAGCACCAACAUACUGUUACGCAAAGGCCGAGGAGGUCACCAAGAACCGGGGGACAAAGGAUUGAAUGCGACCGUUGUGACGGGUUCCCCAACGGUCUCGAAGGCAAACAUGACCUGCCAAAAGACAAAGAGCGCAGCCUGAAACUUGACUUCUUCGACUAUACCUGUCUCCAGGAGGACAUCCACGCUGGUGGCCAUGCGAUGCUUCCAGCAAUGAGGGCUGCGGUGACUACGAUGAUCAGUUACGAUCAGCUACCAGGACUUGGCAACAUCUCGGCCGCCAUCACGGCACCAACUAGCUUGGCGAACCAGCCUCAGGACGCCGUGAGAUCGUGCGAAAAGGACCAGAACUUGGCAUACCCGCCCGCCAGAGCCGCAAGAAGCACAACCAGAUCGACGAUCAAAGUCUCUUCUGGCCGGUAUACUGGCUACUGGGGUGAAGAAUUGACCUUGGCUGGCUUGGAAUAUCACUUCGUAUUAGACCUCGUCAGGAAAUCUCAUGCUGCAGUCGCAAGCGACACCGCUCACGCUGGCAUCAUCGACAAGCAAGUCGGCCAAGACCGCUCUUCAUCAAUCUCUAUGUCGCUUCAUACCCAUUUGUCGCGCGCCUCCCCUCGAUACAUUGACUCGACAAGAACGCGGUUUGGCCUCUAG
Molecule: messenger RNA, 690 nt
Organism: Trichoderma reesei QM6a
Lineage: Eukaryota; Fungi; Ascomycota; Sordariomycetes; Hypocreales; Hypocreaceae
Exons: 3
Coding region: 1-690 (229 amino acids)
Source: RefSeq, a predicted model, not a curated record